Messenger RNA from Protomyces lactucae-debilis, 2403 nucleotides. Its product is annotated as P-loop containing nucleoside triphosphate hydrolase protein. The transcript has a single exon. Gene Ontology annotation, molecular function: RNA helicase activity; nucleic acid binding; ATP binding. The coding region runs from base 31 to 2040 and encodes 669 amino acids. The record is from RefSeq and is a predicted model, not a curated record. NCBI's taxonomy places the organism in Eukaryota, Fungi, Ascomycota, Taphrinomycetes, Taphrinales, Protomycetaceae.
AAACGAUAGAGCCUGACAUUGCGACGCAUCAUGCUGCCUCAAGCGUUCCUCACGAAGCAAAAUAGGAAGCGUUCCCGAUCUGGCGAGCUCAAAUCGAGUCAGAACGAUGACUCUGCUGUUGUAAAGCAAUCGGCAAAGCGUAAAAAGAACGUCGAUAGUCUCAAGUGGAAAAAUGCCGACAUCCCAAUCUUUAGCGGCGAUAUGGAUGGCUUUAUGGGGCUCGAAGAGCUGGAUGGUGUCGACGUGAAAGUGCAAGAUGGAAGAGUGCAGUUCAUGACGGAUAACGGUGAAGCGGCAAGCUCGAGUGGAUCUGCGUCUGGGGAUGAGCUUGACGAUGAGUUCACAGGUUUUGGGGCUAUCGAGGAGAAAGCAUUGGUCAAGAAGCCCAAGAAGGUCAAGACUACUGAGGUACGAUCAGCAAAAGCGCCUGUGAAUGCUUUUGACCUGCUUGAAGAGGCCGAAGAAGUAGACUUGCCAAAUUGGCAGCCAUUCAACCUUUCUGACAAGCUUCUUCGAGCUAUACAAAAACUGGGUUACAAUAAGCCAAUGCCCAUCCAAGCACAAGCACUGCCAUCUAUUGCAGCAGGCAACGAUGUGAUUGGCAAAGCAGCCACGGGAUCCGGUAAAACGCUGGCAUUUGGUCUCCCCAUCCUAGACUAUGCAACGAGCAAGACGACUGAACAGCAUAUCGCUGGUCUCAUUCUUGCACCGACGCGUGAGUUGGCACAGCAGAUUGCACAGCAUCUUGAGGCUGUCGGUCAAUUCUGUGGCUCGUCUGUUGUGACCAUCACAGGAGGGUUGUCAAUUCAAAAGCAAUUGAGGCAAUUGAAACACUCGCCUGAUGUCAUCGUCGCCACACCUGGUCGUCUUUGGGAGAUGAUGUCGACUAACAAGGACGUGCUCGAGAUGGUACAAAAGAUCAAAUACCUCGUCCUGGAUGAGGCCGACAGAGUGCUGCAAGAGGGCCACUUUGAAGAGGUGACCAAAAUCAUCGAGAAGCUAGGAGAUGCCUCCGACCGACAGACUCUCAUCUUUUCAGCGACGUUUCAAAAAGAGCUGCAACGCAAAUUGGGCACAGGCGGGCAUCGAUUCCAAAACAUCAUGACGCAGGAAGAAUCGCUCGAGUUUUUGCUUCACAAGAUUCGCUUUCGCAAACCACCGAGAUUCAUUGAUGUCAACCCAAAUUCUCAGGUUGCGCAGCAGAUUCAACAGAGUGUGAUUGAGUGCCCUCCCAUGGACAAGGAUUAUUACCUGUAUUACAUGUUGUUGCGCUAUCCAAGCCGGACACUUAUUUUCACCAAUUCCAUUUCAGAUGUGCAUCGUCUGGUCACGCUUCUCAAUUUACUCGGCAUCACUGCGCUUGGCCUACACUCAAAUAAGCAGCAAAAGGCACGUCUCAAAUCGAUUGAGCGAUUCAAGGCCAAUGAGAACGCCGUACUCGUGGCAUCAGACGUUGCGGCUCGAGGUCUCGACAUUCCAGCUGUGGAGAUGGUCAUUCAUUAUCACUUGCCGCGUACUGCAGAUCUGUACGUGCAUCGAUCUGGACGAACAGCGCGUGCAGAGCAUACAGGACUGAGUUUACUUUUGUGCUCAUCGACGGAAGUCUCUGCGUUGAAGAAGAUGCUCAAAACAUUGGGCAAUGGCGAGCUCAAAACAUUUCCCCUGGAUCUGGAUCAGCUGGGUCGAACCAAACCAAGAGUCAAUAUUGCUAGAUCAAUUUUGAAGCUUGAAGACAAUGCCAAAAAGCAAAAGUCAAAAGACGGGCAUGCAGGUGCGUGGUUGGCUGAAGCCGCUGAGGAUUUGGGUGUUGAAUUACCAGCGGAAGAAGAUGUUGCACAGCGCAAGGUCAAGUUGCAAGGUAAAGCAUUGCGUUGGCAAUUAAAGCAGGAGUUGGCGAAACCCAUUUCUGGUGGCUUCUCACCUAAGUUCCCAACAAAGGGCGGGAACAUUGCAAAGAGGUUGAUUGAGGGAAAUGUCAGCAAACAAUUUGUCGGUGGAGAGCUGGUGAGCGCCAUAUCACGGCUCAGGAAUUCGGCAUGAACAAUUUGUGUGCAUCACUAGCAUUGCUUCUAGGACAGAUUGCCAACACAGAUUGCUCGUAGCCUGAGGUCUAUCAAGCCCUUACUUCUGACUGGCGAUCACCUCAUUACUGAUGGUCGCGCGGAGCACGAGAAGUGCAGCCAAUUUCGUCGGAUUGUGUUGCUAGUCAUCCUGCGGCUGUAGAAUACGCAGGUGCUUCUUAAAGCCCGACGCGUUCUUUGGUUGUCAAUCUUGGAGAUGCCUUGGAACGCACGAUGGCGGCAUCGCUGCCAUUGCUCCUGACCACAUUUUGUGCAGACUAUGCUGUGCUUCAUCUACGGCAAAUAACUUGCUGCUUAUGCGCUGAGUUUUGCAUCUGCAUGC